This is a messenger RNA of Acanthoscelides obtectus, 537 nucleotides long. Lineage: Eukaryota; Metazoa; Arthropoda; Insecta; Coleoptera; Chrysomelidae. The record is from the annotation of a GenBank genome assembly.
AUGUAUGAAGAAAUUGCUAAGGAGUUAAGACAAAAAACCAAUCAAAAUAUAACAGGAUCAAAUUGUGAAAACAGAUGGAAACAUCUGGAGAGAAUGUUCAAGAAAUAUGUGGACAACAACAAUAAAACUGGAAGAGGAAGAAGAGAGUUGGAGUAUGCAGAAGCAAUGGAAGAUGUUUUGGGUAAAAAACGAAACAUUCAUCCUGUUGUAUUAUUGUCAUCCGACACAGUUAUUCAUCCAACAACACAGGUGGUUACAGGAGAUAAUCCUGAAAAGGAAAAUCUUCUAGAAUUUCCUAAAACCAAGGAGCUACUCAGCACGAGCAGCAAGGCAACUGAUGUAACAGCUCCUCAAAGGAUUACAAAUAUGAAUAAAAAUAAAAGGGUUAAAGUUACAAUUUUAUCUGAAAUUCGGAAAGAUAGAAAAGAAUUUUACAACAAACUUUUGGAAAUUGAGGAGAGAAAAUUCACAGAAAAAAAAGAAAAAAUGACAUUCUACAAGAAAAAAAUGAAUAAAACAAUAUUUAGAAAGAUCUAA